CUGUAUAGCUGAGAAAAAAAUAACAACAACAAAAUCAAGAAUUUAAAUAUUUUCAAAAAGCUAAGCCGCAUUUAGAUCAACUCAACGCAAGCGAAAUUCCAAGAAACUGAUUAAAAAAAGCAAAUACCUGCGCUGAGCUAUCUAUCCAUCUAAGACCAUUAAAAUACCCAGGCCGGUCUGCCUAUAGGGGAGCCACCGAAGCUGACGAGCCAGCAUGUGAAGCAGCUGAUCGAGCUCUAUCAAUCGCAUCCACGCCUCUGGGAUCAAUCGCAUCCCGAGUUUCGUGACGUGGAUCGCGGCAGGGAGUCGUGGCAUCAAAUAACCGAAGCAUGGAGCGCCCAUUGUGGCCGAGGCUUCACUGUAACGGACGUACGCAUACGUAUAUCGACGCUGUGCCAGCGUUUCCUCAAGCAGCGCGAACGCUUGGCCGCCGAGGGCGAGCUGGAGGACUGCGCCAAGUUCGUGCACUACGAUCAGCUGCGCUUCCUAUGCGAGCAGCAGUCGCUGCUCAAUCGCCAGGAGCACAUUGCGCACGAGAACCGCAAGCUGCUGGAGAUCUAUGAGCACUAUCCCAUCCUGUGGCACAAUGCCCACAAGAGGCUGCGCUGCACGGAGACCGUGCGGAAGCGGCACGAGGCACACCGUGGACUGCAGCUGGCGUUGCGAAUGUGUGGAGUGCGGCUUUCUGGGAUGGCCAUGCAGCGACGUCUUCUGUCGCUGCGCAAGCGUUACCGACUGGAGAAGAUCAGAUAUCUGCAUAGCAUCGUCGAGGGCAAGCAGGCGGAGUUCGUAUCCAGCUUUGAGCACUAUGCGGAAAUGGAAUUUCUCCACAAGCAUAUCGAUCCAUAUGUCUGUGCGGCCUGUGGCAAGAUCUUUGAGAAUCUGGUGAGUCAUCAGGCGCAUGUGCAGGGCAGCUGUGAGGAGCAGGCGCUAAAGGAGACGCAGCUGGAAACGGAGCAGGAGCGAAAGCAGGAUUUGGACAAAGAUAGAGGACAGGAGCAAUUGGAAUUAGUGGAGCAAGUGCUGCCAGCGGAGCCCCCUUUGGAGGAGCUAAGCGUGCCUAGCCUAGCUGCUGCUGUACUCCAGCCCGACUAUGUUAGAGAGGAGCUGACAGAGACUUCCUCCGAGGAGAGCCCCACUUCGACGUCGUUGCAGCUGCGCAUGCGUCUCAGCCUGGAGCUGACGCACAAGCUCAUCGAACUCUAUCGCCAGCAUCCCAAUCUCUGGGAUCCCAAUCAUCUGGACUAUCACACAAGGAAGCUGCGGCGCCAGGCCUGGCAUAGCAUUGCGGCUCAAUUGAAUGCCGUUGCCGGAGGCGCUGGAACGGAAGCUGGAGCUGGAGCUGGAGCAAGACGCUUUAGCUGGCAAAUGUUGCAUCGCAAGCUCACGGACUACAUCAAGUACUAUAGGCGAGAGCGGCAGCGCGAGGCUUUGGCUGUGGAGGGCGAGGGCGCCGGCACCCGCUGGGGCUUCUAUGAGGCAUUCGGCUUUCUGGACGAUGUGGUGCCCAUCAAUCGUGUGCUCCAGAAAUCGUUGCAGCAGCGCGAUAGCAAUCUGAAGAUCAUACAGGUCUAUCAGAGCUACGAGCAACUGUGGUGCACCACCCAUCCGGAUUACACGAAGCGGAAGCAGCGCUUGAGGCAUCUGGAAUCUUUAUGCACGCGACUCCAGGAGGAAUGCAAUCUGCAAAUAACCGUGGAACGUUUGAAGAGUCGCCUCAUUGAGUUCCGUUGCCAGUAUAGACAGUGCAAGGAGGCCAGGCAGGAGGCACUGAAGCGUGGCGAAUCUUGGCUGCCCAGCUACGAGUACUAUGCUCCACUGCAGUUCCUGGAGCUGCAUGUCUCGCCCUUUGGCUGCGACCAGUGCUCGGCGAGCUUCAAGCGGCGCAGCGACUAUUUGCGACAUCAGCACAACGUCCACGUGGAGCAACUGCAGCCGGAGCAGCUGCGUCAGCGACGUCGCAGCAAAUGCUCCGCCGGCUCAGCCGUCGCCAAUCCGCUCGAGCACAUCUGUCAUAUCUGCGCCAUGAAGUUCUCGCUGCGCAGCAGCCUGCAGGCUCACCUGCGACGGCAUCUGGGCCAGCGCACGCACUGCUGCAGCGAGUGCCCCAAGAAGUUCUUCAACUCCACCUCGCUGCGAGUGCAUCAGCGCAGCCACACCAAGGAGCUGCCCUAUGUGUGUGAGCAUUGUGCCCGCGGCUUUGUGAAUGCCAGCAAAUUGAAUCAGCAUGUCAAACGGCACACGGAGAAGCGGGACUAUCCCUGCAGUCGCUGCGACAAGGCUUUCUAUACGGCCCACGAACGGGAUCGCCAUCUGCGCGCCCAUCUCAACAUUCGGGACAAGGUCUGUCCAUAUUGUGGGCGUGCCUUUGUUGUGGGCAGCGCCUACUACGCCCACUUGAAUCUGCAUCGGGGCGAGAAGCGCUACAGCUGUGCCGGCUGCGGACAGAGAUUUGCCCAAUACGCAGGACUCUACAAGCAUCGCAAGCGCUGUAAGGUGGGCGGGGCGGAGGAGAAAUGAAUUAUCGAAGGCUCAAUCAUUCACAUUCAUAUUCAGACUC
Drosophila hydei is the source of this 2560-nucleotide messenger RNA. Its product is annotated as zinc finger protein 835-like. The transcript is spliced from 2 exons. Gene Ontology annotation, biological process: regulation of transcription by RNA polymerase II. The record is from RefSeq and is a predicted model, not a curated record. Bases 667 to 2520 code for a protein of 617 amino acids. Gene Ontology annotation, molecular function: DNA-binding transcription factor activity; RNA polymerase II cis-regulatory region sequence-specific DNA binding. Lineage: Eukaryota; Metazoa; Arthropoda; Insecta; Diptera; Drosophilidae.